AUGGUCGCUGAAGACUACGAGGCUGUCCUCAAGGGCAAAUACCCAGGCAAAGACCAUGCCAAACGUGUCGUGGACCUCAUCCGAAAGGAUGUUCCUGAUGCCAAUGGUAUUCUGUACCUCGAGAGUCAAGUUACUCGAAUGAUGGAAGAUAGCGACGAGCCCGAGCCCUUCCGUCAGCGCCGAUACUUCUACUACCUCACCGGGUGCAACCUCCCCGACUGCGCUUUCGUCUACGACAUCCAAUCCGCGAAGUCCACACUCUUCAUCCCUCCCAUCAACCCCGACGAUGUCAUCUGGUCCGGUCUCCCCGUCAGCAUCGACGAGGCCCUCGCGCAAUACGACGUCGACGAAGUAAAGCUCACCACCGAACUCAACGCUACCCUCGCACACCUCGGAUCCGAGAACCCCAAGUCCUCAGCCUUUGCCAUCGCGAACCAAGUCUCCGACCACGUCUCCUUCAUCGGCUUCGACAACAAGAACUUUAAUGUUCUAAAGACCGCUAUCGAGACCUCGCGAGUGGUCAAGGACGAGUUCGAGGUUGCUAUGCUUCGAAAGGCGAACUACAUCUCUGGUAUUGGGCAUCGCGCUGUGUUUGCGAGGGCCAAGACUGCCAAGAAUGAGCAGGAGUUUGAGGCGGCGUUCAAGGAGAGAUGUUAUUCUUAUGGUAUUAAGAAGAUGUCGUAUGAUCCUAUUGCUGCUGCUGGAAGAGCGGCCGCUACGCUGCAUUACGUCCCAAAUAAUGCGCCUCUGGAGGGCAAGCUCAACCUGUUGAUGGAUGCUGGCGGCGAGUGGAACAACUACGCUGCUGAUAUUACACGAACGUUCCCCCUCUCGGGCAAGUUCACCAAGGAGUCUCGCUUCAUCUACGAGACCGUCCUCAAGAUGCAAAAGGAGUGCAUUGCAGUUCUCAAGGAGGGUGUUGUGUGGGACGAUGUUCAUCUGCUCGCCCACAAGAUCGCCAUCGACGGCCUCCUCGAAGCUGGCAUCCUCAAGGGCGACAAGGAUGAGAUCCUCAAGGCUCGCACGAGCGCUGCUUUCCUCCCUCACGGUCUGGGUCACUACCUUGGCAUGGACACCCACGAUACCGGCGGCAACCCCAACUUUGGCGACAAGGAUAAGCUGUUCCGCUACCUACGCGUGCGGGGCACUCUCCCCAGCGGCAGCGUUGUCACUGUCGAGCCUGGUAUUUACUUCUGCAAGUUCAUCAUCGAUCCUUACCUCGAGGACCCCGUGCACAGCAAAUUCAUCAACAAGGACGUUCUGGACAAGUACUGGGAUGUCGGUGGAGUGCGCAUCGAGGAUAACAUCCUCAUCACCAAGACUGGCUCUGAGAACCUGACUGAUGUGCCAAGGGAAGCUGAUGAGAUGGAGGCCCUGGUUUCUGGAAGUUAA
Fusarium tjaetaba is the source of this 1392-nucleotide messenger RNA. Its product is annotated as xaa-Pro dipeptidase. Gene Ontology annotation, molecular function: metalloaminopeptidase activity; manganese ion binding. The transcript has 5 exons. Lineage: Eukaryota; Fungi; Ascomycota; Sordariomycetes; Hypocreales; Nectriaceae. The coding region runs from base 1 to 1392 and encodes 463 amino acids. The record is from RefSeq and is a predicted model, not a curated record.